UUCGAUUUCUCGAAAAGAUUGAUUAUUAUUCUUUUUUUUGAAGGAUCGUUUGUUCAUUGUUCUAAUUAGGGUUUGAUUUAAUUUAAUUCUGCAAGAAAGUUAUGAACCAAUCUCGUGCAAUUUCAUCUCCUGAUUUGGUUUCUCCCUCUACAAGACCAGAACAUCAUUACGAUGAUUCCGCAUUAGAAGGGGUGGCGGCAAAUAUAAAAUUACUGUUGAAACUAACACAGGACCACAAAGAAGCCUGUGACAAAGAGAAAAAUGACAGCCGGCGAAUGUUAAGGGUUGCCACAAUGAUGACAAUUCUUGACAAUGUAAGAGACAGAAUCCAAAAGUGUCAAUCCUUUGGCAACAUCAAAAGAACUUCCGAGGCGGAGCUCCGGCGGUGCAACACCGACUUGAGGCGGAAUCCGAUCCCGAGGGACAAGCGGCACCACCACGGCAUCGGCGGGGAACCGGUGGUGGAGGAUGAAAAGGAGCGCCUCAAGAGAGAGCUUGCCGCCAGCCUGGCGGCAAGAAAAAGCCUCCAGGUCAUGUGCUCCAGCUUGGGUAAAGAAAAGGAGAUCAUGGCUUGUGAGCUGUCGAAGAAAGUACACGAAAUGUGUGAAAUGGAGGAACUCAUCGAACACCUCAAGGAGAGAAACAACACGUUGCUCCAAAAAGUGCAGGAAUGCGCUUCCGAGCAUUAUAACGAGAGGAGAAACUCCGGUGGCGGCGUUGGCGGCGGCGGUGGCGGUGGACAAUCUCAGGCGGCCGCGACGGCGGCACUGCAAGAGCGAAACAAGGUUUUGUCGGAGCAGCUCUUGAAGUCGCUCGAUGGGUACCGAGCGAUGAAGAGGAGGCUCAAGCUAGUGCAGGAGGAGAACGUGACGAUGCAUGGGAUUAUGGACGAGAUGGGGGGCAAAGUCGUAAUUAGCAUCGAGAGAGUUAGGAGACUUAGGGAGCGUAUGAAUAAAGAGAGCGAGCCUUCGCCAGGUGGCGAUUUCCGGAGAGAGAUAGAGGCGUUGGAGAGGAUGUUCGAGCGGUUCCGAACGCUGGUCGAGAAACGUGAUAAGAAUUGUGUAAUUCAGCACAAGGGAGAGAUCAACGCUUGUAAACCGCCUUCUGUUCUAGCGUGA
Messenger RNA from Erythranthe guttata (spotted monkey flower), 1118 nucleotides. RefSeq lists its product as uncharacterized. Lineage: Eukaryota; Viridiplantae; Streptophyta; Magnoliopsida; Lamiales; Phrymaceae. The record is from RefSeq and is a predicted model, not a curated record.